CUUCAUUCACUCUCUCUCUCUCUCUCUCUCUCUCUCUCUCUCUCUCUCUGCUUACUAAUCAACGAUAAGAACCCCCAAGUCUUUCCAUUCAGUCAAUCCUCACAGUACGCUUCACUUUCAUUCCCUUUCAUCCCGUACAGAAACCCCAUUUCCUCAAUUCCGAUUUCUCAAAACGAAAAAGAAUGAUCUGAAAUUCGAUUGAUUACACAAAAACCCAGUUGCUCAAAUUCAAAUUUUCAGUUUAAUUUGGAAUUUUUAGUUGAUUGAGCUGCUUAAUGGCGUCGUCAGAGAACGUGGCGAGCAUGAUGGAGCCGUGGGCUUUCAGGCCCAACACCUUCGCCGACUCCUGGAUCUCUGACGCCUUUUCCCGCGACACCAAAACCCUCACCAUGGCGCUCCAGAAGUCCCUCUCCGGAAACAACCCGGAGCCGCUUGAAUCUUCCUCCCCCGAUUUUUUCAUGCCUUUUCUCAACACCAUCGUUCAAACACCCGAAACGACCCCCACCCCCACCGUUUCGGGACUCUCCGGCUCGGACGAUUUGGAUUCGGCUGCCGCUCCGCUUAAACGCCAGCAGAGAAACGCGAUUGCGGUGGCGAAUGGUAGCGGUAAGGUUUCGAAGCGCAAGUCUCGCGCGUCGAAACGGUCCCUGACGACUUUCAUCACGGCGGACCCGAGCAACUUCCGACAGAUGGUGCAACAGGUGACCGGCGUAAGAUUCGGUAACGGACAAGUCACUAUGCCGUCGGUUGUGAAGCCGGAGCCACAGAGACCCGGUAGCCUGUUGGCCGGUGGUGUCGGCCUCUGCAUGCCGACCCUCGAUACGUCUGCGUAUCUUUUGGAUCAGCCCAAUCAAGAGCCGCAGUUGGCGGGCCCCAUUUCGACUAGGAUAGCUACUGGGCCUGGGCCCAACACGACGUUGACCGGGUCCGGCCCAGUGUCAUUCGGGGCGACGGGUGGCGUCGACGUCGCUCCUGGCGGUGGCGUUGCGUCAGGGGGAUUAGGUUUUGACUCGUUCUCGUGCUUUCCCACUUUGGAGUCGGGCUGGAAGGUCAUGUGAGUGAGGAGAGUUCCGUUUGACUUUGACGAACCAUCAUGUGACACGUGGAUGAUGAUGAUGUGUUUGAUGAUGUAUUUCUGUUUAUACGACUUAAUAUUAAUAUGUUUUUUUUAAUUAAUUUUGAUUGUUAGUGUUUUGUUUUGUUCCCUUAUUAUAAUUUCUUUUGAUUAGCAAUGGAAUUAUGGUUUAUUGA
This is a messenger RNA of Pyrus x bretschneideri (Chinese white pear), 1251 nucleotides long. RefSeq names its product calmodulin-binding protein 25-like. The transcript has a single exon. NCBI's taxonomy places the organism in Eukaryota, Viridiplantae, Streptophyta, Magnoliopsida, Rosales, Rosaceae. The record is from RefSeq and is a predicted model, not a curated record. The coding region runs from base 276 to 1058 and encodes 260 amino acids. Gene Ontology annotation, biological process: response to osmotic stress. Gene Ontology annotation, molecular function: calmodulin binding. Gene Ontology annotation, cellular component: nucleus.